AUGUCGGACAAUGAAGCGGUCGUCGAGAAUGGAAUCGGCUACGAAUAUAAGAAGCCACCAGAGACAUCGAUCAACGAGCUAUUGAAUAAGGACACGAAUGAUGAAUCUCUAAAAGUUUACAAGGAGAAACUUCUUGGACAAGGAAACGUUGUUAUUGAUCCGAAUGAUCCGCGUCGUGUGCUUGUCCGAAGUGUUGAGCUUAUGAUUGAAGGAAAGGAUCCUGUGGUUCUCGAUCUUUCUGAUCCGACGAAACUCAAAACUUCUGAAAUGUCUUUGACAAUCAAGGAAGGAUCGAAUUAUCGACUCAAAUUCUCGUUUCAUGUUCAACGUGAAAUUGCUUCUGGACUUCAUUAUAAACAUAAAAUCAAGCGCUCUGCGGUUACUGUGGGAACCGAGACAUAUAUGAUGGGAAGUUUCGCGCCGAAAACGGAAAUUCAGGAAUCGCUCUCUCCCAUGGAAGAAGCACCAUCCGGAAUGUUGCAUCGCGGAAAAUACAAGGUUCAUUCAGAAAUCACCGACGACGAUAACAAUGUAUAUCUUGAUUGGAAAUGGACCUUGCACAUCACCAAAGACUAA
Messenger RNA from Caenorhabditis bovis, 576 nucleotides. NCBI's taxonomy places the organism in Eukaryota, Metazoa, Nematoda, Chromadorea, Rhabditida, Rhabditidae. The record is from the annotation of a GenBank genome assembly.